This is a messenger RNA of Coffea eugenioides, 948 nucleotides long. RefSeq lists its product as uncharacterized. The record is from RefSeq and is a predicted model, not a curated record. The transcript has 3 exons. Lineage: Eukaryota; Viridiplantae; Streptophyta; Magnoliopsida; Gentianales; Rubiaceae. The coding region runs from base 1 to 948 and encodes 315 amino acids.
AUGAUAGACCCCAAGUUUGAAUUGGGGAUGAAAUUUGAGUCAAGGCAACAAUUCAAGGCAGCAGUGACCGAAUAUGGUAUCAAAAAAGGUAAAUCAGUCUGGACAUGUAAAAAUGAUACCAAAAGGAUGAAGGCUGUUUGUAGAGACCCGUGUCCUUGGUUUGUCUUUGCAUCAAUUGAGAGAGCACUUGGUACAUCAGAUUUGGUGGUAAAUACAAUGCAUGAUGUGCAUGAGAAUUGCAAUCACGCUUGGAAGAAUAAAAACAUGACUUCUACAUGGCUAUCCAAUAGGUAUAUGGAGAGAAUCAGGUCUAACACAAAGAUGCCUGUUAGGGAGCUUAGGCAAACUGUUCAUGAGGAUUAUGAGGUUGAGAUUUCUAAAUGGGUGGCUAGAAAACCAAGAGCCAAGGUUAUACAGCUUAUUAAGAGGUUUGCAGAGGCACAAUACAAGAAGAUUUGGGAAUAUUACAGUAAUCCAAGAUUCAUGCGACUAUACUGCUGCCUUGGGCCACUUAAGAAAGGCUUUAAGGAUAGUUGUAGGGCUAUUAUAGGCUUAGAUGGAUGCCAUCUGAAAGGCACUUAUCCAGGACAAUUACUUACUGUUCUUGGAGUGGACCCUAACAAUGGUUAUUGGCCAAUUGUGUGGGCAGUUGUGGAGAAAGAAGCCACGGAACAAUGGACAUGGUUUCUAAAGUUGUUGAGUGAGGAUUUGGAUAUACAAAACCAAUGCCACUACACUUUUAUCUCUGACCAACAAAAGGGACUGGACAGAGCAUUAGCUGAGGUGCUUCCAAACUGUGAGCACCGAUAUUGUGUGCAGCAUUUAUAUAGAAAUUUUAAGAAAAAGCAUCCAGGAGAGGCGUUGAAGGAGAGAUUUUGGAAUAUUGUAUGUUGUACUACACCUGAGCACUUCAAUAACGCAAUGUCAAACUUGGAGACGUAUGACUAG